This is a messenger RNA of Trichophyton verrucosum HKI 0517, 534 nucleotides long. RefSeq lists its product as uncharacterized. NCBI's taxonomy places the organism in Eukaryota, Fungi, Ascomycota, Eurotiomycetes, Onygenales, Arthrodermataceae. The record is from RefSeq and is a predicted model, not a curated record. The transcript has a single exon. Bases 1 to 534 code for a protein of 177 amino acids.
AUGUCCUCCCGCAAUGGUGGUAUUCCAAAUCCAUCAGCAAUCACAAACGGAGACCGGACACACAAUCCCUCUCUUGAGCUGGAGCCAGGGAUGCUCUACAUUACCCUAUUCCGUAUGGAAAAGGACGGAACCUAUCACUGGGCCCUAGUCGUUGCAACUACCAAUCGGACUGGUAUGGUCUACCACAACACUAAUGACGGAGAUGGCUUCUAUCUUAGCCGAUUCCUUCAUCCGCAUUUGUUGAACUCGACAAGAUUCUUGACAGCCGUCAAGGUAUCAAGACUUACAGACUAUGAGCGCAAGUUUCACGAAGAAUUCCACACAAGGAUUGGCGAGGUUCCAAUAGAAGGUCAUACGUGCCGCACAUGGCUUCUAGAGGCUCUCUUUGAAGUUUCCGACCAGGGACUUAUUGAUCUCCAACCGAACAAAGCACAGAUAUCUCAGAUCGAGACUGAGGCACUUGACCAUGCCAUCAGGGCUGCCAGGAGACGGGGGGUGGCCACAGUCGUUACGAGUUUUUGCUUCGAAACUUAG